Molecule: messenger RNA, 1250 nt
Organism: Cucumis sativus (cucumber)
Lineage: Eukaryota; Viridiplantae; Streptophyta; Magnoliopsida; Cucurbitales; Cucurbitaceae
Product: GDSL esterase/lipase At5g03610
Exons: 4
Coding region: 24-1079 (351 amino acids)
Molecular function (GO): hydrolase activity, acting on ester bonds
Source: RefSeq, a predicted model, not a curated record
GUACGUAGCUUCAUUCUGUCAUUAUGGCCUCAAACAACCUUUUGUUUUCCUUUCUGUCUCUCCUCCUUUUCUCUCUCCACUUAGGUCAAGGAUCAUCGUCGCCUGUUCAUGCUCAUUUUUAUCCCUUGAAGCUUUUUGUGUUUGGAGAUUCCUACGUUGACACUGGCAACAUCAAUGUCAAUACUUCCAGUGCGAGGAAUUUUCCUUAUGGAAUUACUUUUCCCGGCUUCCCUUCCGGCCGUUUCUCCGAUGGUCGUGUUUUGACUGAUUUCUUAGCAAACUAUGUUGGGUUGAAGAGAUCUCCAAUACCAUUCACUGCAUGGAAAAAAACUGGAAGCAAAUUAAGAGCAAAAUGUGGAAUAAACUUUGCUUUUGGUGGAACUGGGGUAUUUGACACAUUAUAUCCUUUCCCAAAUAUGACAACUCAAAUAAACUUUUUCCAAAAUCUUAUUGCCAACUCCAUAUUCACUUCUUAUGAUAUUCACUCCUCUAUUGCCCUUGUCUCUCCAUCUGGCAAUGAUUAUUCCUUUUACCUUGCUACCAAUGGUUCUCCAGAGGGAGUCAAACCAUUCGUUAUCUCGGUAGUGAAUCAAAUAUCUGUGAAUUUGAAGCGCAUUUAUAAGUUGGGAGUGAAAAAAAUAGUUGUUGUUGGAUUAGGGCCAGUAGGAUGCUAUCCUAGUCCUACAGCCCCAUCAUUCAAGAAAUGCAAUGAAACAAUGAAUUCACUUGCUGUAUUCCACAACACUUUAUUGAAACAAGCUGUGGAGAAACUCAAUAGUGAAACAAAGCUGGGCGGAUCUCCAAAUUUCUUCAUUCUUAAUAUGUACGACACAGUUUUGUCCAUCAUAAAAAACAAAGGGAACCCUAAAGUUGGGGCAACAUUUCAGACACCAUUGAAGCCAUGUUGUUUUGGAGUAAGUAGUAAUUUUUCAUGUGGGAGUGUGGAUGAACAUGGCAACAAAAUGUACACUUUGUGCAAACGUCCUGAUUUGGCCUUGUUUUGGGAUACCGUACACCCUACUCAAAAGGGAUGGUUUGCAACUUUUAACUCUUUGAUAUCAACUCUCAAACGUAUUUAAAUCAUAUUUUUCAUAUUCCUACUUGUCUUAGAGGAUCAUAUAUUCAUCUUAAAUUCCUUGUUUUUGCUUAUUUCCUUGUCCAAUAAAAACUCAAUUUCCUCCUUCAUGUAUUUGUAGUUGAAAUUGAACUAUCAAUCAUUAAUUUGAUAAUAAUAAUUAUGGUUUCUCAUA